Striga asiatica is the source of this 1717-nucleotide messenger RNA. NCBI's taxonomy places the organism in Eukaryota, Viridiplantae, Streptophyta, Magnoliopsida, Lamiales, Orobanchaceae. The record is from the annotation of a GenBank genome assembly.
CCCGCUUUCUUAUCAAUAUCUGUCCUUUACAACUCUUGUUAGGCUAUUUAUAACACCAACAAAAAAUAUUGCCCAUAUCAUACAUAUCUUCCCAUUAAUCAUAAGAAUUGCAGUCUGAAACGUGAAACCGAUACGCUGCCAGCGCAACACUCGCCUCAUACAUCGCAAAGUGCUCAUAAACUCCCAAAUUCCUGCAACUUCUAGAAUCCUACCGGAAAAUCCAUUUUCUUGAUCGGGCUUUUCAUUUUAUUUGAUUAAAAGUUUCAUCUUUUAAGAAAUUCUGAGUUAGAAAUCAAAAGGAGAGAUGAGUUUCAGGGAUGAAGCAGAAGAUGGGAGGGGAGAUCUGAGGAAGCCAUUUUUACACACGGGGAGUUGGUACAGAAUGGGGUCGAGGCAGUCCAGCUUGAUGGGCUCCUCACAAGUUAUUAGGGAUAGUUCCAUCUCAGUCUUGGCCUGUGUCAUGAUUGUGGCUUUGGGUCCUGUCCAGUUUGGCUUCACCUGCGGUUACUCUUCACCAACUCAGUCUGCUCUCACAAAUGAUCUCCAGCUCACAGUCUCACAGUUCUCCAUAUUUGGUUCUUUGUCAAAUGUGGGAGCUAUGGUUGGUGCAAUAGCCAGUGGCCAGAUUGCCGAGUACAUUGGUCGAAAAGGGUCUCUAAUGAUCGCUGCCAUACCUAACAUCAUCGGUUGGCUUGCAAUAUCAUUUGCCAGAGAUUUUUCGUUUCUUUACAUGGGAAGACUAUUGGAAGGAUUUGGUGUGGGCAUAAUAUCUUACACUGUGCCUGUAUACAUAGCUGAGAUAGCUCCUCAAAAUCUCAGAGGUGCUCUGGGCUCGGUGAACCAGCUCUCUGUAACCAUUGGGAUAAUGCUAUCAUAUCUGCUGGGACUGUUUGUUGGCUGGAGAAUUCUCGCAAUUCUAGGAACACUACCUUGUCUAAUACUGAUACCUGGCCUCUUUUUCAUCCCUGAAUCUCCUAGGUGGUUGGCUAAAAUGGGGAUGAUGGAUGAUUUUGAAGCCUCUCUACAAGUGCUGCGUGGAUUUGACACUGACAUUUCCCUUGAAGUAAAUGAAAUCAAGAGGUCUGUAGCUUCAACAAGCAGAAGAACAGCAAUCCGGUUUGCUGAUCUCAAAAUGAGAAGAUAUUGGUUGCCCCUUAUGGUGUGUGUCACAUCAGGCAAUGCCGCCACAUUUGGCGUCGGUGCUAUUCAGGUGAUUGCUACAGCAGUUUCGACAUGGAUGGUAGACAAAACUGGGCGCAGGAUUCUACUUCUUGUCUCUUCAGUAGGCAUGGGUGUCAGUCUUCUAGUAGUUUCAGUCUCAUUUUUUGUAAAGGACUUUGUGAGCAAGGAUUCUUCAUUUUACAGCAUAUUGGGAAUUCUAUCAGUAGUCGGAGUUGUGUGCAUGAUUAUCUCAUUUUCUCUUGGAAUGGGGCCCAUUCCUUGGCUUAUAAUGUCUGAGAUUCUUCCUCCUAAGAUCAAAGGGCUAGCAGGAAGUGUGGCAACUUUGGCAAACUGGUCCGCCUCUUGGGUUAUUACUAUGACUGCACCUUUACUACUUGCUUGGAGCAGUGGAGGGACAUUCGCGCUUUACACGAUCGUGUGUGUUUUCACGGUGGCCUUUGUGGCGAUUUGGGUACCCGAAACAAAAGGAAAGACAUUGGAGGAAAUCCAGCAAUCUUUCAGAUGAGAGUUCUUUUACUUUUUUUUUUUUUUUUUU